Messenger RNA from Cataglyphis hispanica, 3350 nucleotides. It is a transcript of the gene lolal, whose product is annotated as longitudinals lacking protein-like. The transcript is spliced from 4 exons. Gene Ontology annotation, biological process: regulation of transcription by RNA polymerase II. Gene Ontology annotation, cellular component: nucleus. Gene Ontology annotation, molecular function: protein binding. The coding region runs from base 339 to 722 and encodes 127 amino acids. NCBI's taxonomy places the organism in Eukaryota, Metazoa, Arthropoda, Insecta, Hymenoptera, Formicidae. The record is from RefSeq and is a predicted model, not a curated record.
GUGGGCCGUGUGUUGUGUUGGGCCCGUGUGCGCCGUUUGAUGGGACGGGCCGACGGACGCACGCGUGUUGUGAUAUAAAACGCGCGAUUUAACGUUCCUUCGAGAUCCAUUUUUACGAUUAAUUCCGCAUUAAUUCGCCCGUUUGCGAAAUGAUACGCUCCGCUUCGCAGCGAAGCUCGGCCGAUCCGCGUCGUCGCGUCCCGCUCGCUCGCUCAAGCUAUCCCCUGGCUUAACCUACAAGGGUACCUGGCGCGAGCAAACGCGUACCUUUCGCGUUUGCACGUUUCAAGAAAACUGCACAAUUACGUCAGAGUUAUAGGGCAAUAUCAGCAUUCACAAUGGCGGGAGAACAACAGCAGUUUUUUCUUAAAUGGAACGACUUCCAAUCAAACAUGGUAUCAUCGUUCAAACACCUGCGAGAUGAAAAAAGUUUCACGGAUGUGACGUUGGCUUGCGAUGGUCAAACUUGCAAAGCGCAUAAAAUGGUUUUGUCCGCCUGUAGUCCUUAUUUCAAAUCCUUGUUAGAGGAAAAUCCGUCCAAACAUCCUAUUAUAAUUCUAAAGGAUGUUGCAUAUAGCCAUUUGCAAGCCAUUCUAGAAUUCAUGUAUGCGGGUGAAGUAAAUGUUUCACAAGAUCAAUUACCAGCAUUUCUCAAAACAGCAGACCGGCUUAAAGUUAAAGGAUUAGCUGAAGCCCCUGGUGCCAUUAAGAGAGAAGGUUAAAGAUACGCACGUAAUUAUGGUCUUUGAAAAACUGGACUGAAAAAGAAAAGAAACAAUGUAAUAAUGUAAAGUGAUUGCGCAAAACAAACUCCACACAACAUAAACACACACUAAGACACAUACAUGAAUGCAUAUAUAUAUAUAUAUAUAUAUAUAUAUAUAUAUAUAUAUAAUAUAAAAUAAACACUACAUGUGCACAACCCAAUAUCCUCUGGUUCAUGACUUGGAUCAACAUAUAUACAAUGACAAUGUAAAAUAAUGCCUUUUUCUUAAUCUCAUUUAAUGUUAAUGAUUGUACUGACAGUAUGACAGUACACAUAAAUAGAAACAAGAUGUUGAUGUUUGUCUUGAACCCAUUAUGCCACAUUGCAGCGGCAACGAUAACACAACACAUUGAUUAUUUUUUUAAAAUAAGGCGCCGCGAGGCGCGAAUAAGUGGGUCGCGAUAGUUUACAAUAUAUGCUGACCGGGGCAGUCUUGAUAGAUCAAGUUGGAAAUGUUGAGGACAUCUGUUACAACGCCUGUUUUUUCAAGCCGAUCUACUUGACUCACAGCACUCCUCUAUCGGUUCAAUUUGGUAGAUCUAUUCACGAAGUAGCUUUAUCUCUUUUGCCUUUGUCGCGUGUCAACUUAUCACUUAUUGUGAAGCUCAUUUGAAAUCUAUGCAGCUUAUCGAAAUAUGAAAGUCUCUUUCGCAUCUUUUUGAUAGAUAUCUACGUAUAUUGCAUUCAUUUUCGUGAAAUAUUUACCUGAUAAUGAAAAAACGAUCAUAAAAGUAAGCAUACAAUUAUGAAGAUUUUUCUUUAAGAAAUCGAUCGUAUAGGGCCUUAACGAUUCUAUUUCGCACUAUAUUACAUAUAAAUGAUAGUUGAACGAAGGAAAGUAUUUCAUUGACAUCCAAUCGGGAAGUUAUGCUUCUGUCGUGGAUAGAUUUGCGAAACCUCCGACAAUUAAAUAAUAUCAAAUCAAGUUUGCUAGAAGUAGUAACGUGCGUAUUUACGUCAUUCAAUACAAAUUUUUUUCGUCAAAUUUGCGAAAUGACAUUAAAACGACAUAUUUGUGCGUGUUUGCGCGAAAUGUAAAAAAAUAAGUAUAAAAUACUUACGAGAAGAAUUGUUCUUGCAAUAUCGCAACUGAUCCCGUACAAGUUACCUCUUCUAGUGACCAUGAUUUUUACUUAACCAAAUACUGCCAGUAUUUGUACCGGCGUAUUCACAAUAUUACCGAUAGACCAAAUUUAUUUAUGAUAAUAAUAUAUUAAGGGUUGAAAAAAAUGAUGUGUGUGUUUUAAAUCGAGGGAAGGUUAUUGUAAUAUAAGCGAAGUAAAUUUUUGUAAAGUCGGAGCGCACAGUUCCUUUUCCCUCCCGACAACCAAGACGCUCGAAAAAGUUUAAGAAAAAGGUCAGGAAACAUUAUCGAGUCAAGGACACAAAAAUCGAUGUAUUGUAGAUAUAUUUUUCCUCUUGUCUCUAUAUGAAAUAUUUUAACAUUCGGAUUUCAUUCUUUAUCACUUUUAAAUUUUACGACAUAUACGAGUUUUUUAUUAAUUUUAUUUAUUGCUAAAUAAGUCCGCGCUUGCGAUUUCCUGACUAGCUGUUUCUUAAAAUUAUAUAUACAUUGAGAAUCUCUAUAAUUACGUGAAUUUUUCUUGCGAUUUAAUUUUUGUGCCGGAUAUGAAUUUAUACCAACACUCCAAUUUUUACAUGAAUUAUAUGGAAUUAGCACGAGUAUACUCCUACUGAUACUAUAUUUUGGAUCAAACACAUUCGAACGUCAAUCAUAUCCCGCAGAUUAUGAAUUAGCGCAUUAUUUUCUAUCGAUUUUGCUUCGGAUGUUUCUGUGAUUAACAUGAGGCCGCUCUGAAAGCCUAGGUUGUAAGAAUGGUCCGUCAAAAAAAUUAUACAGAUUUCGGUAAUACAUGUGUCAACAAGAACGUUCUGAUAAUCAACGGGACCAUUCAUGUGUGAGCGACAUUAAAACGAAGUUUGCGAUAUAGAAAUACUUGAAAAACAUUUGGGAUCUUUCUUCUCAGAAUAAAAAAUGUUUAGUUACGUCGACCGUCUUUAUACUUAAUUAUUUUUUACAGUCAUCCGAUAGCAAUAUCGUGCAAUAGAUGUUCAUUCGAAGUAUUUAAGGCGGUGUUAAAUGCCUCAAGUUGGAUGGGUUCAGUUCCUACAAUAAUACGUUUGCCGGGCAUUUGGUGGCUGAAUGUGAAUAGUUGUACCAUGUACAUUUGCUAUGUUGUAAAUUUGGAGUACAAUUAUUGUAGAAUAGAAAAUCUCACAUACAGGAGUGAUCGAUUCGUGCUAAGUUCACGAUUAUAUCAUAAGCCCUUUCUCGUUAUAUUUCUUGCUUUAUCUUCAAUUUUCGCACACCCAUUUUCCGUACUCUCCGCAUUGAAAACUAUAAAUUGAUUUCAAAUCGAUUCGCUUGUAAAAGUUAUCGGGAUGAAUUUUCCUUUCCUCCCUCUCCUUUCCCUUGUUGCACUAUUUUUAUCAUCCGUUAUUUUUACUAUUCUACCAAAAUUCAAAACUUUAUUAACGUUAUUUUUGCUAUUAUAUGACUCGAUGAUGAUUAUAAUAUGAUGAGAUGAUGUUGAGAUAUAAAAUAAAUUAUGUAAAUAUAUCA